AUGUCGUCCGCAGUAGCGGAGCUGGACUCGAUCCUGCAGUCCAUGCUCAAUCUCAAGCCCCCAGGUGUCUCCGGUUCCAAGAUUAACGCCAUCACCACCCUCUGCACCGCCAACAUCCAAUCCGAAUCAGUCCUCAUUCAAAAGAUCUAUACACACUUCAAAAAAACACCUGGACCACACAAGUUGGGAGUACUCUAUGUUGUAGACUCUGUAACGCGACAAUGGGUAGAUCAAGCCAGAAAAACAGGUCAACAGCUCGGUAGUGGAGCCCCUGAUGGCACAUUUGCUGCUGGAGUAACUCGAGUGACUGAACUGCUUCCCGUCCUGAUGAACGACAUUACUGCAACAGCCCCUGAAGAUCAAAAGGUCAAAAUCAAAAAGCUUCUCGAGAUCUGGGAGCGAUCAAACACUUUCCCCGCCCCUUUGCUCGCUUCUAUCAAGGAGAAACUUGACGCACCUAAAGUUUCCACGACGCCAGAAGGCUCCCCAGUUCCUGGAUUUGUUCCCUUUGGCCAGCACCCUACCUCUAACCUCGUAACAGCAGCGCCAGCAGCAUCUUCUCAGCAAGACACUUCUGCUAUUCUGGAAGCCCUCAAGAACAUGGCGAAGCAGAAUGCUGCCCCACAGCAAAACCCAGCUGUACCCGCACAAUCUAGUUUGAAUAAUCUGUUAGGCUCGCACAAUGGAACCCUUCAGCCAAACAAUACCGUAAACCCAGGCCUUGCUCCUACUGCCAGCAACGCGCAGGGUGUAAAUCCACUUGGAGCAUUGUUCGCGGGCAUGAGUAAUGGUGCACAGAGUCAGAGUCCCGCAAAUGUUCCUCAGAACCCUCUUGCUGCUUUUCUUCCUCAGCCACAAGCUCCUGUUACGAUGGCGCAAAAUCCUGCUCCUGUAACUCAAGAUACUCAAGCUCAGUUGCAACUACUGCAGCUUUUAGCUGCACAAGGCAUUCCGCCUGAUCAAUGGGCUACCGCUCUCCAAUUGUUGAACAUGCAAGGUGCAAACAAUGGCGUAAAUGGAGUACCUUUUCCACUUCCUGUGCCAGCGGCCAACAAUUGGGCUGGGCAAGCCAGCGGGCCGUCACGUGAUGCACUCACCCGGUCUCCCCCGAGCCAAUACAGACGUCGGUCUCGAUCACCAGGAUAUGAUAGACGACGCGAUCUGUCUCCUAGACGCCGUCGAGAUAGUCCUGGAGCUGACCAGUAUCGUAAUGACCGCGACAGCCGACGAGGUAACGACUACCGUCAACGCAGCCCUGCUGGUAGAAGAGGACGAACGGCCACUCCACCUGGCGGUGACCAGAAGCUCCCACCACCAGGUCCCAAAAAUAUAACCAGAGAUCCCACUCUGCCCAAAGGCCACAUAAAAGUCUUCAGCCGGACAUUGUUUGUGGGCGGUGUCACGUCUUCUGAAUCUCAUCUUCGCGCUCUCUUCAGUCAAUAUGGAAUUGUCCAGACGUGCAUCGUCAACGUGGACAAACGACAUGCAUUUGUCAAGAUGGUCAAUCGUCGAGACGCAGAGAAGGCCCGCGAUGGCAUGGAAGAGUACAAGACCGGCGACACUCAACUUCGUACCAAAUGGGGCGUAGGCUUCGGGCCACGCGACUGCAGCGAUUAUCAAACGGGUGUUAGUAUCAUUCCGAUUGAACGCCUGACAGAUGCCGAUCGCAAGUGGCUACUCACCGCCGAAUACGGUGGUACUGGCGGGUUGCCCAUUGAGCAAUUCAUGGUCGUUGAAGAGCCCGACAUUGAGAUUGGUGCUGGAGUGUCUUCGAAGGCUAUGAGUCGACGGAUUGCAACAGACCAGGGCGGAAGACGUGGCCCACAAUCAUCACGACUUCCCGGAGGACGAGAUGAACGACAUCGAGACGAUGAUCGACGACACGACCGCAGCGACCGAUCGGGUGUAAAUAUGGGAUCGAUGCCUCCAUUUCCAAUGAACUUCAACAACCCUAAUGGCAUGCCAAUAUUUCCGCCAGGUUUCCAGUUCCCAUUCCAGCAACAGCAACAAGACUAG
Exophiala aquamarina CBS 119918 is the source of this 2016-nucleotide messenger RNA. RefSeq lists its product as uncharacterized. The transcript has 6 exons. NCBI's taxonomy places the organism in Eukaryota, Fungi, Ascomycota, Eurotiomycetes, Chaetothyriales, Herpotrichiellaceae. Gene Ontology annotation, cellular component: nucleus. The record is from RefSeq and is a predicted model, not a curated record. The coding region runs from base 1 to 2016 and encodes 671 amino acids. Gene Ontology annotation, molecular function: RNA binding.